AUGAGCAGAAACAACAGAUACCGAGGAUCGUCCAACCGGGUCAUUCAGCCCCUUCCUUCGCACGACACGCUCACGUAUGCGUUUCCGUCCCAUCCGAGUCUUUCAAGCUCGACAAUCGUCGAUACUCAUACACAUCUCGUCCUGGCGUUUGCGGCAUACCGGUCGAAGUACCCCUCAGGUUGGUACUCGAACAUAUUCGAACUCGAGCAAUUGGGUGGCGUCAACUAUUGGUUUGUCAUAGGCGUGCAUCCGUACGUUUUUCUUGCUUUCCCUUGUUCGGAGGAUGCUGAACAUCAUUGCAGCAUAGCUGCUCUCAGCCACCCGCUUUGCGUCGGUCUCGGCGAGAUAGGACUGGAUUAUCAUUAUAAUCGCUCACCUCAUGCUGUCCAGAAAACCGAAAGCCUCACGAUCCAUACACGAAAAGCCGAAGAACAUACAGAACAGAUAAUGAAGGAGGUUAUUCCCAAGGACCACCCUGCCCAUGUUCACUGUUUCACCGACUCCCCCGCCUUUGCCCUCCGUCUUCUUUCUCACUUCCCAAACCUCCACAUCGGUAUCACUGGCGUUCUGACGUUCUCGACGAAUUUGAAUACUGCGUCAGAUGUGCUGGAAACGGACGCGCCAUGCAUGGUCCCUCACUCGUUGAUGAUUCCCUUCACCGCUCAAUACGUUGUGUCCGUCUUGGGUGAUAGACGGGACACGAAAGGGGUGUUGGCUGCAGGAAGGGAGGGUGCCAGAAGGAUUUACGGUGUUUGA
Guyanagaster necrorhizus is the source of this 756-nucleotide messenger RNA. Its product is annotated as Metallo-dependent hydrolase. The transcript has 6 exons. The record is from RefSeq and is a predicted model, not a curated record. Bases 1 to 756 code for a protein of 251 amino acids. Gene Ontology annotation, molecular function: hydrolase activity, acting on ester bonds. NCBI's taxonomy places the organism in Eukaryota, Fungi, Basidiomycota, Agaricomycetes, Agaricales, Physalacriaceae.